AUGACAGCCCAACAAAGUAACCAGAGCUUCAAGCUGGAGAAUCUUUUCAAUGUGAAAGGAAAAGUGGCUCUCAUAACCGGCGGUGGCUCAGGAAUAGGUCUUAUGGCCACACAAGCUCUAUCCGUAAAUGGGGCCAAAGUAUACAUCGUCGGCCGAACCGAAGAAAAGCUCGCCCGCGUAGCAGAGCUAUACAGCAACGGAAUUGGCGGCGAGAUCAUUCCUCUCACUGCAGACAUCACCAAAAAGGAUGAAAUUCGGAAGCUCGCCGAUGAGAUCUCUGCCCGUGAAGGCCACCUCUCUAUCCUCAUGAACAACGCAGGGAUAUCCAGCAAGACGCAAGAAACAGAGCAUGAAAAUGCGGGGAAGUUGCGUGAGUCUCUUUUCGAUGACCCGGCCGCUACAUUUGAAGAAUGGGACGAUGUCUUCCGUACAAAUGUCUCUCAGCUCUUUUUCAUGACCACCGCGUUCCUACCGCUUCUCCAGCGCGGCUCAGAGAAAGAACGUGGUUGGUCCAGCACCGUGAUCAACACGACUUCUAUUUCAGGCAUUGUGAAGGUCUCACAGCACCAUUUUGCUUAUAAUGCCUCCAAGGCCGCGGCUAUUCAUCUGACUAAGAUGCUCGCGCACGAGGUCAGCUCGUCUAAUCUCAAAGUGAGGGUUAAUAACAUCGCGCCGGGGGUUUAUCCGAGUGAGAUGACUGCCGGAGAGAGUGAUGAGUUGCAGAAGAGUUUCAUUCCGGCCGAGAAGUAUGAGAAGAAGGUUCCUGCUGCUCGACCCGGGCGUGAUGAGGACAUGGCUAGCACGGUGUUGUUCACCGUCGCCAAUCAGUAUCUGAAUGGGCAGACCGUUGUUAUUGAUGGUGGCUAUGUUCUUGCCGCUGGAUCUGUAAAUUAG
Molecule: messenger RNA, 894 nt
Organism: Penicillium salamii
Lineage: Eukaryota; Fungi; Ascomycota; Eurotiomycetes; Eurotiales; Aspergillaceae
Source: the annotation of a GenBank genome assembly